Messenger RNA from Fusarium venenatum, 306 nucleotides. The record is from RefSeq and is a predicted model, not a curated record. NCBI's taxonomy places the organism in Eukaryota, Fungi, Ascomycota, Sordariomycetes, Hypocreales, Nectriaceae.
AUGGAAUGGGGGUGUGCACAGGGCAGCAUUGAAGCUGUCAACAAGGCUGUAUCACUUGGUGCCGACCCCAAUCUUAUCGACAAGCCCACGAAGUCUGGACUCUUCCAUUCAACCUCAACUAUCGCCUUGGCUUUAAACCAUCCAGAUCUCGUCAAUCAUCUUUUCCGUCCUGGUGCAAACCUUCGACUAGCCUAUGUGUACGAGGACGUACAUCAAGAAAUCUUCCUGACAGAAACCACAACUCCUAAAGUCAUGUCUGAAUCGCUGUACGAAAGACCAGUUUAUCAGCCUGCAAGUCAACCUUGA